GUUUCCCAGGACAGCCAUGGAUUACAGCGACGCUUGGAUAACCGCCAAAUCCAGCUGAUCGCCAUCGGGGGUUCAAUUGGCACGCGGUGUUCGUGAGCAUCGGCAGCGCUCUCACCAAAUCCGGCCCCGGCAGUUUACUGCUCGCGUACAUCAUCUACAGCUGUAUGUUCUCGCUCGUGAACAACUUUAUCGCGGAGAUGUCCACCUACAUGCCUGUCAGUGGGGGAUUCAUCCGGCUGGCUGGUGGGUGGGCGGACGACGCAUUCGGGUUUUAUGGCUGGAUGGAACUUCUUCUUCUAUGAAGCGCUGCUGAUCCCGUUCGAGAUCACUGCGUUGACGCAGGUGUUGGCCUUCUGGAGUGAUCACCUCCCAACGGCUGCGAUGUGCGUGGCCUGCAUCGUACUCCAUGGUAAGACCACAAUACUCCCACGUGCGUGGGGCCCGAGUAUAUUUCGAUGGUGGCGGCCGAGAGCAAGCACUCGCGACGGUAUAUCAAGAACGUUUUUUCAUUGGCAGCGCGCUCUGCGUUGGGGUGGUUGUCGCCUAUAGCGACGCCUCCUCGUGGCCAUCACCUCGGGCGCCACCGCCGGCGCUGGGUCCGCCUCCGCCUCGCCGUCUGUGAUCGCAAUGGGCAACCUAGGCAUCACUGUGCUGCCUCACAUCGUCAACGCGCUGCUCGUCACCAGCAUCUUUUCUGCCGGCAACACAUACACAUACGCCGCGACGCGGGUACUCUACGGGCUAGCCGUCGAAAGCCGGGCGCCGCGAAUCUUCCGGAAAUGCACCGCACAGGGCCCAUCUACUGCUUCGGAGUGGUGAUGCUGUUCCCCUUUCACUCGUUCCUGCAGCUCCCUGACAGCACCGCCACCGUACUCACCUGGAUCAUCAACCUGACGACCGCCGCCGGCGUGAUCAAUUACAUUGUCAUGACGACAACUUAGAACUUCUUCUUCCGCGCGUGCCGCGCGCAGGGCCUCGACCGGUCGCUGUUCCUGGGCUGGAAGCUGCUGAAGUGCACGCGGUUUGUGCGGCCGCUGGAGCGGACCUCGUGUGGGAGGCGCCGGCCAUCACUGCGUACAAGACCGAGUUGGAGACUCGACAGUCUCCGGUGGAAUUCUAGGUGGAGGUCAUGCAGCCAUUGCGGAGGAGGAAAUGGGAAUUAAAAAAGAAAGUUAUGGGUGGGUGGGUGAGUGGGACAGAACCCGAGAGAAAUACGGGAUUCUCGGAUAAGAAAGCAAAAAAAAAGGAAAAGAGAAUGCGGGGUAAAAAUUGGCGCUUAUUUUUAGUUUUAUU
Molecule: messenger RNA, 1293 nt
Organism: Aspergillus homomorphus CBS 101889
Lineage: Eukaryota; Fungi; Ascomycota; Eurotiomycetes; Eurotiales; Aspergillaceae
Exons: 1
Coding region: 456-941 (161 amino acids)
Source: RefSeq, a predicted model, not a curated record